GUCUUUCCAAGCCCAUAGUGGCAAUGCCAUUGCUCACCAUGGCUGAAUCAGCGACGAACGGGCAGAGCAACGACGGAGCACAGGGAAACGAAGAACAAGAUGAUGACUACAUGGCUGAUCUCUCUCUCUUUCUUCCUUCCGAAGCUCUUCACCCUCCGAAAUCUUCAUCCCAAAUGGUUCCUAACAAGAAUGAUCCUUUAGUCAACUCUUCAAAGAGCAAGUUGAAAACUCUUAAUUGGCAAGAACGUAGAAAGCUUGAAAGAGAACGAAAGCAACAAGUGGAGGAUGAACAAACAAUAGCGAAAGUGGAAGCUCCAAUACCACAAUCAAACAUUGGGUUUAAAAUGCUCAAACAGAUGGGUUAUACUCCAGGUUCUGCCCUCGGCAAGCAAGGCUCGGGCAGGGCUGAACCAGUGGGGAUUGAAAUUCGACGGUCACGAGCAGGUAUAGGGUUAGAAGAUCCCCACAAGGAGAAGAGAAAAAAGGAAGAAAUCAUGUAUGAAAAAAAAAGGAGGAACGAGCAGGACUUAAUGGAAGAAUUUGGGACAAGGCUGAAGUCAAGAUGGCAGAGUAGGAGAAUUAUAGUUAAUUUCAACAAGGCAAAGGCUGCCCUUGACCAAUUGGAGAAUAGGGAAGUUGAGGAGCCACCAAAGAAUGAGGAUGAUGCAGAGGGUGAAGAAGAAGAAGAGGAAGAAAUAACAGAAGAGGGCUUGCACGAUGUUUUGAUGAAACUGAGGGAUGAGUUUGACUAUUGCCUCUUUUGUGGAUGCAAAUAUGAAUCAAGGGAUGCCCUUUUGUCCAACUGCCCCGGAACUGAUGAAGAUGACCACUAAAUUGAAAGACUCUGAUGUGGAUUACAGUGGAUAUCUUCUUUUUCUCAAGCACGUCCGGUUAGCUGAAAAUGCAUAUUGCAAUGGAGUAAUAUAGAACUCGUUUAAAUGCAAAACAUAGAGCUCUUAUUGGAGCUUAUCUAGUGUAUUUUUUUUCUCGUAGAUAAGCUCCAAUAAUCCAGACGGGCUCAUAAUCUCACAUCAGGUGGGUGAUUGUGCCUCAAGUCAUUCUCGUAGUUUUUCUCUGUCUUGACUGAACUAUCCUUACAAUUCUACUUGGCUGUUGCUUGAUCUUCAAGCUGAGGGACAUAGUGCCUUACCUAUUGCAAGGUAAAAAAUUGUAGCAAGGCAUUCUACCACUCAUUUCAACCCCAUUUUUUCGUUAUUGAAAUUCACGUGAGAUUCAAUAGAUUACAUGGGGUCUGACUUUCAAUUAUGUUUUGUAAAAAGUGUAAGAUAUUGUUUUACUAUCAUCCUCUUGAAGGAUCUGUGUGGGUAGAUGAUGGUGUUUGGAAAGUUUUCAGUUCAUAUUAGAAAUUUUCGUAGUAAUUUCUCGUCAUUUUUCAAGUUUUA
Lotus japonicus is the source of this 1403-nucleotide messenger RNA. RefSeq lists its product as uncharacterized. Gene Ontology annotation, molecular function: nucleic acid binding. The record is from RefSeq and is a predicted model, not a curated record. NCBI's taxonomy places the organism in Eukaryota, Viridiplantae, Streptophyta, Magnoliopsida, Fabales, Fabaceae. Gene Ontology annotation, cellular component: kinetochore. The coding region runs from base 24 to 833 and encodes 269 amino acids. The transcript is spliced from 4 exons.